AUCAAUGCUGUGGUUACUUUCUAGUUGUUUGCUUUAGAAAAGGUCUCAUAUUCUGAUAUCGCAUUACGCAUCCUAGCUAAGCUAGCACAAGCCCAUAGCUAUAGCACACCUACUACUAUACUAUAACUCAGCGACAGAUCAUGUCAUGUGAUAGAUAAUAAGCUUAUAUAUACACAAACAAGUGGUGCAAGCAAAAUUUGCAGAAAAUAGCUGGAAAAAAUAUCUAAUCUAUAAUUUCUCUUUUUGAUCUGAAAAAGCAAAGAGUUUAGUUUAUUUGUGGAAAGAGAUAUAAAUAAUAAUAUGGGUAGGGGAAAGGUGGAGCUCAAGAGGAUUGAGAACAAGAUAAACCGUCAAGUCACAUUUGCAAAGAGAAGGAACGGUUUGCUCAAGAAGGCUUAUGAACUCUCUGUCCUCUGUGAUGCUGAGGUUGCCCUCAUUAUCUUCUCCAACCGUGGCAAACUCUAUGAAUUCUGCAGUGGCCCUAGCAUGGCCAAGACACUGGAACGUUACCACAGAUGCAGUUAUGGAGCCUUGGAAGUACACCAUCAACCUGAAAUAGAGACACAGAGGCGAUACCAAGAGUAUCUGAAGCUAAAAUCUAAAGUUGAGCAACUACAACAAACACAAAGAAACCUCCUUGGAGAAGAAUUGGAGCACUUAGAUAUUAAGGAGCUUGAGCAGCUUGAACGUCAGCUGGACUCUUCCUUGAAACAAAUCAGAUCUAACAAGACACAACAGAUGCUUGAUCAACUCUCUGAUUUGCAUAGAAAGGAAGAGAUGCUACUGGAAACUAAUAGUAUCCUAAGGAACAAGUUGGAGGAAAUUAAUGCAACCCUUCAACCAACAUGGGAAGCUAGGGAGCAAAAUGCACCCUACAAUUGCCACCCUCCACAAUCAGAGGGAUAUUAUGAAACAGCACAUUGCAACAGUACAUUGAGAAUCGGCUAUGAUUCUUCAGUGUUAAAUGAAGCAGGUACCUCAGGCCAAAACGCCAGUGAAUUCAUGCAUGGAUGGAUGGACUGAAUUAAUUUCGAAUUUAGCUUAUUUAGUGUCAGAAAAAUGAAACUUUUGUCGAGAUCUUGGCCUACAAGAAUAGCCUAUAAUAAUAGGUGUCACGAAGCAUAAAUAUAUAUAUAUAUAUAUAUAUAUU
Cajanus cajan (pigeon pea) is the source of this 1150-nucleotide messenger RNA. RefSeq names its product agamous-like MADS-box protein MADS2. Gene Ontology annotation, cellular component: nucleus. Gene Ontology annotation, molecular function: RNA polymerase II transcription regulatory region sequence-specific DNA binding; protein dimerization activity; DNA-binding transcription factor activity. Gene Ontology annotation, biological process: positive regulation of transcription by RNA polymerase II. NCBI's taxonomy places the organism in Eukaryota, Viridiplantae, Streptophyta, Magnoliopsida, Fabales, Fabaceae. The record is from RefSeq and is a predicted model, not a curated record.